Molecule: messenger RNA, 942 nt
Organism: Microstroma glucosiphilum
Lineage: Eukaryota; Fungi; Basidiomycota; Exobasidiomycetes; Microstromatales; Microstromataceae
Exons: 3
Coding region: 85-741 (218 amino acids)
Source: RefSeq, a predicted model, not a curated record
AGGAAGUUCAUCGCAUCGCGGGAGGGUGCACCCACAGGUCAUCGGCGAAGAUCGCGAUAGCCAUCGGGGGACCCUCGCAUCCCCAUGAUGGCUCCCAGCAUCUCCUCAGCGGCUGCCAGACCGUCCUACAACGAUCCUCUUUCUCAAGCGUCCCCCUCAUCGUCUUCUUCUGCAGCAAAAGCAGCAGGUCAGAAACACUUCACUUCUUCUCCACUCUCUCCUUCAACAUCACAAGCACGUCGGUCACUCGAAAGAGACCUGUCUGACUUCUCAGAGACCUCCAUCACAUCCUCUUCUUCGACAGUUGGACCGCCGGAGGGUAAGAUAGAGGACGGCGAGCUCAGCACAGAAAGUAGAGGGAGUGGCGGAAGAGGAGGUGGGGGAUGGAUCUCUCGAGCAGGGAGAGAUCUCCACUCGCCUAUCGAAGAUGACGAUCAAGCGCCAAUCAUCAGAAGAAGCCACAUAGACGGCGAAGGCAGUGAGGCAGGCUCGGUCACAUCUGCAGGUCCAGCGAAUGGGUUCACCAGAAGCCUUGGUGCUGCGAUGGAAGAGGAUAUGGACACAGAUGAGCAGAGGGAGGCAAGGCAAAUUCAAUCGAAUCUCGAGCGGUGGGCUGCAGCCGAGCGGCAAAGACGCAAGGCAGCUCGCGGCUCUCGGAUCCUCGGCCCCUCCAGCGCAGAAAUACCAUCACCCAGAAGCCUUCCGACCGAGCCACGCCUGGCAGCGGUACCAAUGCCGUGAACAGCCAUCUGCUGCGCAGAGGAAGCUACUCACACAGCGUGUCGAGUAGUGCAGGUAGCGACUACUCAGAAGCUAGAUCAGGCGACCAGAGAGGCAGCGGCGACUCUGGCAAGGGUGAAUCAGGCCGAGGCAUUGAAAUCGUCUCCUCUCUCCGCAACGUGACAGAAGACGAGCGUGAAGGCGACUCUCACUCCGGCUACA